Molecule: messenger RNA, 2236 nt
Organism: Emiliania huxleyi CCMP1516
Lineage: Eukaryota; Haptophyta; Isochrysidales; Noelaerhabdaceae
Exons: 2
Coding region: 48-2015 (655 amino acids)
Biological process (GO): amino acid transmembrane transport
Cellular component (GO): vacuolar membrane
Molecular function (GO): amino acid transmembrane transporter activity
Source: RefSeq, a predicted model, not a curated record
AGGGGACAGCACACCUUGGCCGCGGUCAGCGAGGUGGAGGCUGGCGGAUGGCCACCAGCGAUGCCUACGUCCGUGGCACAGCCGUUGCGUCGGUCACCGUCGGCGGCGGUGGCGCGCCGGAGCCGCAGCACAACCUGCCCGCCAUAUCGCGAGGGCCAAGUGACCUUGGCGCUGUGAGCGGUGCAGCAAAGAACGGCCUCAUCCCGCUCAAUGUGGAGGCGAGCGACGCGGGCGUGGCCCGGCACGACAAGUCGUCGUCGUCGCCGCGCGCUGCCGCCUCCGGCACGCCGCUACGGCGCGCGCCGACCUGGGCCAUCACUGCCAACAGCCUCGCCUUCAUGUGCGUGCCGCGUGCGAUCCCGGCCUGCUUUGCGCAGACCGGGUGGACGGUGGGGAUGCUGGCGCUGGUGUACUCGUCGGUGGUGACGUACGACACGGGCCUCGUGCUGGGCGAGGUUUGCCGCCUCCGCCCAAAGAUCGGCAGCUACCCGGGCCUCUGCGGCGAGGCGCUCGCGGCCUGCGCGGCGCGGCGAGGCUGGUCUCCGCAGGCGUGGCGCGACGCGGGCGCCGGCUGCUGCCUGGUGCUGCAGUUCGCGACCUACUACCUGACCACGGUUGCGGAGCUCAUCUACUUUGAGCAGUUCUUCGGCCAGCUCUUCGACCAGUCUCGGCUCUGCCAGUGGCAGUGGCUGCUGGUCGCCGCCGCCGUCUCGCUGCCGGUGCUGCAGCUGCCGACGUACCACGAGACGCGGUGGGCGGCGGCGCUGCUCGGCCUGCUGCCGCUCGCGAUCAACGUCGCCGUCAUGUUCUACGAGGUGCUCCUCGUGCGGCCGUGGCGGUGCCAGCCAGGGCCGCGCUACGACGGUCUGCUCGGGGUUGCAGACGGGGGCGGCGCUCUCUCGGGCGGAGGAGAGGAGGCGCUCUCCAACGCAACCUCGCCGCAGGGCCGCGACCUGAACGACGUCUUCCUCGGCCUGUCCGCCUUCGCGUACGCCUUUGGCGGCCACGGCUUCUACCCCGAGGAGAUCCGCGAGAUGUCGACCCCGUCCGCGUGGCCGAGUGUGAUGAACUGGACGUACGGCGUCGCCAUCCCGCUCUACUGGGCGUGCGGCAUCGUGGGGUACUACGCGUACGGCGACUUCUCCUGGUCCAACAUCAACCUCAACUUCCCGCGCAACGCCGCAAACACCGCCUCCAUCGGCGUGCAGGUCGUGCAGGAGGUCUACUUCAUCCUGGUCGGCAACCUGGUGAUGAUGCUCGACAUCGAGAUGCGACUCGGCAUCGACCCGACCGUCUGCUGCAGCGCGCCGCCAGACCCGCCGCCGAGGCACGAGUCGAGGCCGACCCCGCCGACACAGCCGCCCACGCCGCACUCGCCUGCGACGCACACGCCGACGGCGCGGCUGCGUUCGAUCGCCUCCGAGGACGAGCCGUCCGCGGGGAGGAGCGCGCCCUGGCCAGAGGCGGCCGCGGGCGGGAGGGCGCACACCGGCGCCGAGGAGGAGAUCUCCUCUCGCGAGAUCUCGUCUCGCGCCGCCCGGUCCGCCCCGCUGCCCGUCGCGCGCGAGGAGGAGGACGCCGCCGCCGCCGCCGCGCGCCGAGGUUGGCCGCGGCCCCCGCCGUGGCUGCUGCGGCUGCUCGUGCGCUCGCUCUUCCUCGGCUCGCAGGUCUUUGUCGCGCAGCUGCUGCUCUCGGGGGAGGGGGACCGGCUGAUCGCGGUGCAGUCGCUGAUCGGCGCCAUCGGGAUGACGGCCUUCACCUACUUCCUGCCGUACGUGCUGCUCAUCGCGCUGGCGCCCGUCCCCCUCGGCGCGGGGCGGCUCGCCUGGAUGACGCUCAACAUCGCCGCCGGGCUGAUCGUGAUGUUUGCCGGCCUCGCCUCCUCGGUCGAGGAGCUGUACUCCUCCUCCUCGGGCUUCUUCGACGGCGAGUGCAGGCUCGAGUACACGUACUCGCCCGAGUCGCCCGACGACCCGUGCUUCCUCUCGGGGCUGCCUCAUGAGGCGGGGAGAUGACGCCGCCGGCGCGGAGCAAUGUGAUGCGCUGAGCUCGGGCGUUUUUUUGUGACGGCAGUGACCUUUCCGCAGUCUGAACUCUGCGCCGAUGGAGUUACCGUGACGCAUCUGUGAGCUGUGAUCGUUAUAUGUGUCGAGGGGGAACACACUGAGGCAGACGAGAAGAGGAGAGACGGAGAGGGAAGAGAUUUCGCACGUUUGUCUUACCGGCCAUUUUUUGC